Molecule: messenger RNA, 1395 nt
Organism: Juglans microcarpa x Juglans regia
Lineage: Eukaryota; Viridiplantae; Streptophyta; Magnoliopsida; Fagales; Juglandaceae
Product: desmethylxanthohumol 6'-O-methyltransferase-like
Exons: 2
Coding region: 86-1144 (352 amino acids)
Biological process (GO): methylation
Molecular function (GO): S-adenosylmethionine-dependent methyltransferase activity; O-methyltransferase activity; protein dimerization activity
Source: RefSeq, a predicted model, not a curated record
ACCUUAGUUCCAGGCUUUCAUUGCACUACUAACUCACCAUCGACUUCAUUUGUACUUGUGGCCAUACUCCAUACAGGAGAAAAGAAUGGAACGCAAAGAAGAAGUGGCAUUGUUGAAAGGCCAAGCCGAAAUUUGGCAACACUUAUUUGCUUUUGCAGACUCUAUGGCAUUGAAAUGUGCAGUGGAGCUCCGUCUUGCUGACAUCAUACACUCUCAUAGUGUUCCCAUUACUUUGUCCCAAAUAGCCUCUGCCAUUGACUCCCCUUCUCCUGAUAUCCCUUACCUUUCAAGAAUAAUGAGAUCUCUGGUCUACAAAAAGAUCUUCACCGAACAUCAUGCAUCGGACGGUGGAGAAACAGUACUCUAUGGACCUACCCACACGUCAGGAUGGCUUUUGCAUGAUGCUCAGCUAACCCUAGCGCCACUGGUGUUAAUGGAGAACAACCAGUGGCAACUGGCGCCGUGGCAUUUCCUGAGCCAAUGCGUCAAGGAAGGUGGCAGUGCGUUCAAGAAGGCGCACGGCUUUGAGAUGUGGGACUUUGCAGCAAGAAAUCCUGAAUUCAACAAGAUUUUCAACGAUGCCAUGGCAUGUACGACAAAGAUCAUGAUGGGGGUGCUCCUGGCAGAAUACAAGGACGGAUUCGGUUCCAUCGGAUCAUUGGUGGAUGUAGGGGGUGGGACGGGAGAGAUGAUAGCUGAGAUUAUCAAACAGUAUCCCCAUAUCAAAGGUAUUAACUUCGAUCUCCCACAUGUUGUGGCAACAGCACCGGCACACGAGGGGGUCUCCCAUGUUGGAGGGAACAUGUUUGAAGUCAUUCCUAAUGCUAAUGCAAUUCUCUUGAAGUGUGUACUUCACGAUUGGAGCGACGAACAUUGCAUCAAGAUACUGAGAAAUUGCAAAAAAACAGUGCCACAAAAGACUGGAAAGGUUAUAAUUGUUGAUAUUGUUAUCGAGAAAGAUAAUGAUGACUUAUUUCAAGAGACGCGCAUGGUGUACGACUUGUUGAUGAUGGCACACACCACUGGUGGGAAGGAGAGGAGUGAGCUUGAAUGGAAGCAAUUGUUGAAGGAAGGAGGCUUCCCUCGUUAUAAAAUCAUCAAGCUCCCAUCUAUAACAUCUAUAAUUGAGGCCUAUCCAGAGUGAUGAUAUAAUUUAUAUUAACUAAUAAGACAACGUUAUAUAAGGACGUUGAUUAAUGAAUAAUUUGCGGUUUAGUUUCCAUAUAUAGGCCGGUUGGAUCUCAACUAAACCGAAUUCAGUUUAAUAAUUUCCUAUUGUGUUUUUCCUUCUAAUUUCAUUCUGUUUGGCCACUACAGUACUUAAUUUCUUGAGGAUCAUGAUGUCGAUCAUUGGCAGUUAUAUAUAUGUUGCAAGGAAUUGUUGAUUUUUAACUA